Molecule: messenger RNA, 1828 nt
Organism: Carassius auratus (goldfish)
Lineage: Eukaryota; Metazoa; Chordata; Actinopteri; Cypriniformes; Cyprinidae
Product: histone-lysine N-methyltransferase EHMT2-like
Exons: 10
Coding region: 1-1080 (359 amino acids)
Biological process (GO): peptidyl-lysine dimethylation; negative regulation of transcription by RNA polymerase II
Cellular component (GO): nucleus; chromatin
Molecular function (GO): histone H3K9 methyltransferase activity; p53 binding; zinc ion binding
Source: RefSeq, a predicted model, not a curated record
AUGUCGGCAGCGGAGCGCGCGCUCGAGACCCCAUCAGAUGGGAGCUCUCAUCUAUCCAGACAGGAAGACAGCGCUGGUAAAAGCUCGUCUCUCUCUUCUCCGUCAUCAGCGUCUCUCAGAGCUAAAAUGAGCGUCUGCGGUCCAUCUUCAUCACUCUCCUCCUCCUCCUCCUCCUCAGCUCCUGCUAAAGUCCACCGUGCUCGAAGAAAGAGGUGUGGUGACGUGGCUCAGGGUUAUGAGAACGUUCCCAUCCCGUGUGUUAACGGCGUGGACGAUGAAGGCUGUUCGUCUGACUAUAAAUACAUCGCAGAGAACUGUGAAACAUUGAUCAUGAACAUCGACCGCAACCUCACACACCUGCAGCACUGCAGCUGUUCAGACGACUGUUCCUCCAGUAACUGUCUCUGCGGGCAGCUCAGCAUCCGCUGCUGGUACGACAAGGAUCAUCGCCUCCUUCAGGAGUUUAAUAAAAUCGAGCCUCCUCUGAUCUUUGAGUGCAACAUGGCCUGCUCCUGCCAUAAAACCUGCAGGAACCGAGUGGUUCAAGCUGGAAUCAAGGUGCGUCUGCAGCUCUACCGGACGGAGAAGAUGGGAUGGGGCGUCCGAGCGCUUCAGGACGUUCCUCAAGGCAGUUUCAUCUGCGAGUAUGUUGGCGAGCUGAUCUCUGACGCAGAAGCAGACGUGAGGGAGGACGACUCGUACCUCUUUGACCUGGACAACAAGGACGGUGAAGUGUACUGUAUUGAUGCCUGUUAUUACGGUAACAUCAGCCGCUUUAUAAACCACCUGUGUGACCCCAACAUCAUCCCGGGCCGUGUGUUCAUGCUGCACCAGGACCUGCGCUUCCCUCGCAUCGCCUUCUUCAGCUCCAGAGACAUUUUCACCGGACAGGAGCUCGGGUUUGAUUACGGCGAUCGUUUCUGGGACAUCAAGAGCAAGUCCUUCACCUGUCAGUGCGGCUCAGAGAAAUGCAAACACUCGGCGGAGGCCAUCGCACUGGAGCAGAGCAGACUGGCCCGUCUGGACGUCUGUCCCGAAACGGCUGGAGAAGACAGUCUCCCUGUGUUAGGACACUCGUGAUGGGACAGCUCUCAAAUGUGCGCUUACCUGCAGGUGUUUGCAGCUUUGCAUUUCUUCCAUCUGACAGGACACAGGAAACUAUGAGAUGACACAACGGCCUGAAGUUCACCGCCAGGAUGUGACAUUCAGAUUCAAGGCUGUCGUGUUACAAAAUUGUUACAAAACCUGUGUUUUUAUGCAAACUGCCAUCAGAUCACAAACAGAUCACAAACUUUUUUUGUACUGUAUGUGUACUUGUUUUAAUAAAUACUGUUUGAUACAGAAAUCUCUUUUCCUUUUGUCGUUGUUUUCACAAAUCUCAAUGUACCAUGGGAAUCAAAUGCAAUAGUUUCUAUAUUGUUUCUGUAGAAUCAUAAAUUGCUAUUAGAAGGGAUACUGAGGUGGUAUCAUAGUACAGUAAUGGCUUCGGAUGGUAGUAUUGUGGUACUUUGAUAAAUACCAUAGUUAUUCACCACACAAUUUACAUGAUAUUUUUCACAUUGCACAUUCUUCCUCAUGUGUUGACCUGUAUUAUUAGUCUAAGUGUGUCAUUGAGUGGAUUGUAGUACUCGUUUCUGAUAAGAGUCUGGGUUACUGUACAGAAAAAUCUAUCAUUUCAGGGUCAGUGUUAUCAGUCUUAACUUUACUGUGUUGUGGGGUGAGGAUAAUAGUGAAAUCUGAAGAUAGUAAACAGAAUCUGUGUUUUGUUAUUUAUACGUCUUUGUUUGAACUUCAGUUUCAUGACGAAAAAUACAGUAAUUGUAAUUUC